Messenger RNA from Amorphotheca resinae ATCC 22711, 399 nucleotides. RefSeq lists its product as hypothetical. Lineage: Eukaryota; Fungi; Ascomycota; Leotiomycetes; Helotiales; Amorphothecaceae. The transcript has a single exon. The record is from RefSeq and is a predicted model, not a curated record. The annotation marks the transcript as partial.
ACUCUAUCUGAACUGAAGGGAAACAGAAACGUCUGGUACAAGAUACACGUUUUAAUUUACGAUCUCUACAACAUCAAGAAUGAUCGAUCUUCCGAGUCACGUAUAGAACGCACUGUCGACGAACUCUACAUUAGUGAGCCCUAUUUCACAACCCAGGAAGCCGCCCUCAUUAAAGGCACACUCCUGGAGUACACGUCAACUGAGGAAGUCGAUUCUGCUACUAAAACCCUCAAGACUGUGGAUGAAGCAAUCAAGGAGCGAUUAAGCAAAUUCUACGACAAGCGCAGAGCCAGCGGAGACUUUCGACCGUGCGGUCCUCAUGACAUGGUACCGGUCUACUUAAGUGUAUUUGAUAUUCAACGUGGUGAGCUAGAGGAUCAACGCUUUCUCAGCCGGCUG